Messenger RNA from Onychostoma macrolepis, 716 nucleotides. RefSeq names its product RecQ mediated genome instability 2 (gene rmi2). Bases 70 to 519 code for a protein of 149 amino acids. The record is from RefSeq and is a predicted model, not a curated record. The transcript has 2 exons. NCBI's taxonomy places the organism in Eukaryota, Metazoa, Chordata, Actinopteri, Cypriniformes, Cyprinidae. Gene Ontology annotation, biological process: DNA repair; negative regulation of double-strand break repair via homologous recombination; maintenance of rDNA. Gene Ontology annotation, cellular component: cytosol; nuclear speck.
UUUUUUUUUUUUUACGGGAGUCACUCAAAAACACAGCGCGUUGUGAAGCGGCAGCUGGCAGCACUGAAGAUGAUGGGAAGCAGCUCUCUGAGUGCAGACAGAGCUCGCAGUCCUCCGGUGAAAGUCUUGUCCAGUCAGCUGCGUGAGGGCCGAGAGUGUCCGACAGCGAGCGGGAGAGCGGAGUAUGUUAUCAGGCGCCUGGGUCCCGGUGAACAGCGCUGUUUACCGGUGUCUGUGGUCUGGAUGCAGGGCACUGUGCUGGAGGUGCAGUCUGACCACAACACCGUGCUCAUUCUGGACGAGACCGGCAACUUUGUCGUCAGCGGCAUUAACAGCGUGCCCAAAGGAAAACCCUGCCUGAGUCCUGGUAAAUAUGUCAUGGUUAUGGGUGUCAUCCAGUCACAUAGUCCAGAGCCGGUGCUGCGUGCUGUGAAGAUGGCAGAUCUUUCUGAAAAUGCUUUGAUUCACAGGAAAAACUGGAUCUAUGAAGUAGAAGAUCUCCAGCAGAUUUUGCCCUAAAUCUUUGUUUGCUUCAUGAGACUGAUGCGUUUGUUUUCUGGUGCAGCACUUAUAAUAUUUGCCAAGUAAAAAGAGGGAACAAACAGAAAUUGCAUUACAUAUACUACAGGGCUUUUAAGUGCGAAAGCAUAUGUUUAUUUAUAUAAUAUUUUUCUACAUCAGUUUGAUUACAGAAAGAAGAACUGAGAAUAAUUGCA